Phyllopteryx taeniolatus (common seadragon) is the source of this 1009-nucleotide messenger RNA. RefSeq names its product apolipoprotein A-IV a (gene apoa4a). The coding region runs from base 116 to 877 and encodes 253 amino acids. Gene Ontology annotation, molecular function: cholesterol binding; phospholipid binding; phosphatidylcholine-sterol O-acyltransferase activator activity. Gene Ontology annotation, biological process: high-density lipoprotein particle assembly; very-low-density lipoprotein particle remodeling; positive regulation of lipid biosynthetic process. Gene Ontology annotation, cellular component: chylomicron; high-density lipoprotein particle; blood microparticle. The transcript has 4 exons. The record is from RefSeq and is a predicted model, not a curated record. NCBI's taxonomy places the organism in Eukaryota, Metazoa, Chordata, Actinopteri, Syngnathiformes, Syngnathidae.
GACUUUACGCCUUUGCGGUCUCCAUAUAAAGUCGUGUGUGUGUGUGAACGCUGCAGCAGGACUCAGUAUUCAGCAGCUCUCCAAAAGUGAAGUGCUCAUCCACCAAGUGUCAGUCAUGAAGCUCAUCCUGGUUUUCGUUUUGGCUGUUUUCGCUGGUUGCGAUGCCAAAGCCAUGCAGCAGAACCAGCCCAAGCCGCAGGUGGACAUGGUCAAAGAUGCCUUUUGGGACUAUGUUGCCAAGGCAACAUCGACAGCUGGAGACUCACUGGCGCUGAUCAGACAGUCGGAUCUUGGAAAGGAAAUCAACACCCUGAUUUCUGGGAGCAACGAUGCCAUCAACAGGUUCACAGAUGUUCUCCGCACUCACGUGACCCAGGACUUCACGUCGCGCUUCUUCGAGCAGGCCGAGCAGCUAAAGAGCCGCCUGGAGAAGGAUCUGUCGGCCAUGAGAGCCCACUUGCAGCCGUAUGCCGACGAGGUGGUGACGCACUUCCAGGAGCAGGUGGAGGACCUGAAGAAAGAGGUGUCCUCUUACGCCGAGACCAUGGACUCGGAGGCUCUUAAAGCCGUCCUGCUGAGGAAAAGCCAGGAACUGAAGAGCCAUCUGGACAGAAACGUCGAGAAGCUGCAGACUCAGAUGAUUCCUUACACUGAGGAACUUAGGCAGAAGAUGGAGAAUAGCCUGGAGGAGUUCCAGAAGAACAUGAUGCCCCUGGCCCAAACGUUUCACAGCCAGCUGAGGGAGAAGACUCAGGAGAUCCAGGAGAAGCUGCUUCCUUACGGGGAGGAGCUGAGGGCCAAGCUGGACAUCGACACCCAGAACCUGAAGGAGCAGCUGGCUGCUCUCUGGGAGUCCUUCACGAAGCUGACACAGUAAAAAUUAACAAUACCGCUCGCUGGACUCAUGAACAGUGCAAUAUUCUACCUCAUUUUGAUUUGGAUUUAAGUCUGUUUUCUGUUCAUAUUUGACUGUUGCCCACUGCAAUAAACAAUAAAUAUUUUAAAUGUG